Arabis nemorensis is the source of this 714-nucleotide messenger RNA. NCBI's taxonomy places the organism in Eukaryota, Viridiplantae, Streptophyta, Magnoliopsida, Brassicales, Brassicaceae. The record is from the annotation of a GenBank genome assembly.
AUGCAGCCAAUACAUUAUCAGAGAAGAGAGCGUAGUGGUAGAGAUUUGGAUUCUCCAAGAGAUUCGUCGAGAUUGAUCACUGGUAGUGCUGAUCAGACUGCAAAGCUGUGGGAUGUGAAAUCUGGACAACAAUACUUCACAUUCAAGUUUGGUUCUCCGGCUAGGUCUGUGGAUUUUGCUAUUGGUGAUAAGCUUGCAGUGAUUACCACUGAUCCUUUUAUGGAACGUACCUCUGCUAUUCACGUCAAGCGUAUUUCGGAAGAUCCCGAAGACCAGACUGCUGAUUCUGUGCUUGUCCUUGAAAGUCCUGAGGGAAGGAAGAGGAUUAACAGAGCUGUUUGGGGUCCUUUGAACCAAACCAUUGUUAGCGGUGGUGAAGAUGCCGUGAUCAGAAUCUGGGAUUCUGAGACUGGAAAAUUGCUCAAGGAAUCAAAUGUGGAAGAUGGUCACAAGAAGACCAUUACAUCGCUUUGCAAAGCAGCUGAUGAUUCUCACUUUAUUACGGGGUCACUUCACAAAACUGCAAAGGCAUCUGUGGGACCUGAGAACGCUUACUCUCAUCAAGACAUACAUUUCCGGGGUUCCCGUAAAUGCUGUCUCCAUGUUGUGAUUGGAGGUGGUCAAGAUGCAUCAGCUGUCACUACCACUGAUCAUCGCGCUGGAAAGUUCGAAGCCAAAUUCUAUGACAAGCAUAAUGUUUUCAUGCAAUACUGA